CUUGCGUGUCAAUAAUGCGCAGGCUUCAAGAUGGCCGACAGCAACAAAAAGGAGAAAAUAGCAGCUGCCAAGAAAAAACUGAAGCAGUUCCAACGGCAUCGUAGCGCAUCUCGGACACGGGACUCUGCUGAGCGAGAGCUGCCUAGGGGUCAUGCAGCUGAAAGGUCCCCACGUAGUGCCUCCCCUCGCAAUGCAUCCCCACUUCCUGCUGAGCAAACUGAGACCACCAAGGAUGUGGUUGGUGUAAAUUCAAAUGGGUCGAAUGCUGAGGAACUUGUCGAUGACAUUCGGACGACAGCAUCAACAGAGAGUCUCCAGCAACUGUCUAGGCAGAUCAACGGUUUGCUGUCUGAGUCGGCAGCUUACCUGAACGGAGAGGAGGCCACUAGCAAUGGGAUGCAGGAACUGGAGGAGAGGAACAGAGAUCUGGCAGCCCUGUUGGAGAAACAUUCACAGGCAAACGAACAGUUGAAUCUACAAAACCAGCAGCUUCGCGAACAUUCCAAAUCCUUACAAGAUCAGCUGGAGACUGAGAGGAGCUCAUUCCAUGAAAAACAGAAAAAAGACAUUGGGUCUCUCAAGGAACAGCUGCAGGUUCAUAUACAAACCAUUGGCAUUUUAGUAGCUGAGAAAACAGAACUGCAGUCCCAGGUGAACCAAUCACAAAGGAUAGCAGAUCAACGUAUAGAGGAAAUUGAGGAGCUCAGUGGUCGGUUAAAAGCAUCGCGCCAGAGAGUAUCAGAUCUGGAGCGGAGUCUGUCCACCACCUCACAGUCUGGUCAGCAGCUUGAGAAGAAUGCUGCUGAGAAUGCUAAAGAAUUAGACAGGCUAAAGUUAGAAUCGUACAAGUCUAGUAAACAGAAUGAGGAGCUGAAGCAGCAAGUAUCUGAGCUGUCGGAGCAGCUACAGGCCAAGGUCACUGAGUGCAAGUCGUCCUCAGACGAAGUGACGGAGCUACAGAAGAAGUUGGAGAUGGCAGAGCUCUACGCCCAGCAGCUUUCGAGUGAGAGUGAGAACACCCAGGGCAGUGUGGAGAUUCUCAACUCUCUCCAGAAGGAGAGGGACAGUCUGCUGGCGAGAUUACAUCAGCAUGAGGAAUUGACGCAGAAGCUCCAGUCGGAGCGUGACCAAGUGACAGACCAGUACCAGCAAUACACAGAGCAGCUCCGGCACCAGUCGCAGCAGGUCACACAGCAGGUAACAGUUCUCACUGAGGAGAGAGAGCAACUGCUGAACAAGCAGCAUGAGCUAGAGGGCGCUGUGCACGAGUUGCAGAGGAAGCUAGAGGAUGUUGAGAACGCCCCUCGACCUGAGGUUGCGGCCCCUGCCCCACAAGCCCCCAGCAUCCCCCCGGAGGUAACAGCAGAACUGGAGCGUCUUCGCAUUGACGUUCGGGAAGCUACUGUGGCCUUGGAGACACAAGUGAGAGACAACAUGCAACUGGGCAGACUGCUGGAGGAGAAGGAGGAGCGAGUGUCAAACCUGGAGCGGUCAGUGGAGGAGAUGGGCGAGCAGGCAGGGGACAAGGUCCAGCUGUUGGAGAGUAUCCAGAGUGACCGAACGGCCCUGAGCCGAGCUCUGUCGCAGAACAAGGAGCUCAAGACACAGCUGGAGGAGCUGCAACAGGGAUUUGUCAAGAUUAGCACAGAUAACAUGGAGCUGGUGACCAGACUACAGACAGAGCAACACUCGGUCAACGAACUAUCAGCCAAACUGGCACAACAGGAGGAUGAACUCACACAGAUACGAGAAGUUCUGUCCUCCAAGGAAGGGGAGGUGACAGAGCUCAAGUCUGCCCAGCAGUUUGUGGAGAAGGAGAUGUACCAGCAGGACCAGAUGACGGACAGACUCCGACACUACGAGGCUCAGGCACAGCUGGUGGACACGCUACAGAAUGAACUCACAGCCGCACAGGAUAUGAUGGAGGCUUUGACUACUCAAAACAGUGAGUUACGAACCAUGCUUAUCAAGGCUACAGAGGUUAAGUCACCCUCAAGGUCAGAGAGUGCGGAGAACGGUGACAGUGAAGGAGAAGGACGCAAUGAGAUUGCGAGUACAUUUCAUUGUACCACCACCAGAGGGCAUUGUUGCAGCAGCGAGAGACACAGAAGAACGACUACAUUGCUCAGCUGGCCCGAGACAGGGAACAGCUACAGGACAAACUGGGGGAGUUGCAGGUUCUGGUGAUGCAGCUCUUGGGGGAGAGGAACAUGCUGCACAGCUACCACGAGGAGACCACAACUCACUCGCCACAGCACCACCACCCCGACAUGGCUGUCGCACAGCAGCAGCGCCCACAGAAACAGCAGCACCAAGCUCUCAGCAACGGGACCAUGAACGCCUACGAAAAUGACUGGCCGGACUACACUAGCUCUGAGAGUGACACAGACAGCGAAGUGGAGCCGAUCGUUGGAGGGCAGCAGAUGCCGGCCACGCCAGACUCUGAGAUGACGCCGCAGUCCUCUCCCCCUGACUCCCCACGGGACGGCGAGGAAGUCGCAGCGCACAG
Molecule: messenger RNA, 2509 nt
Organism: Aplysia californica (California sea hare)
Lineage: Eukaryota; Metazoa; Mollusca; Gastropoda; Aplysiida; Aplysiidae
Product: golgin subfamily A member 2
Biological process (GO): Golgi organization
Cellular component (GO): Golgi cisterna membrane; cis-Golgi network; Golgi cis cisterna
Source: RefSeq, a predicted model, not a curated record